GACAUCACGGCAUUAAAUAUUCCCGUUGCUUCUCCCACCUAUCUUUAUCACCACUGUACUACCAGCAUAAAGAGACUCGGGGCCCAGUAAUGUUUUUCUAACUUUAACCAGGCUGAAGUCCUAUUUCUCCGCUGUAGCGUUUAUCUGGCAGUCACCGCUGCCGCUUUGUCCGCUGUGCUAACCCAGACUUUUGUGCUGCCAGGACCAGGUCCUUCUAAGGGAGAAGGGGGGAAAGCGCCUACUGGGCUUCAGAGCGAAAAAAAAGAGUGGUGGAGAAGAGGACGAAGCGAAGUCCGGGCGUGGUAGCAAGAAGAAACUAACAUUUUGCUUGCAAAACUUCAAGUUUUGGCACCAACAAUGUCGCUGUCGGUACCGCAGAACGGAGUUAAGGCGGAUAACGAACCCGUUAUCGAGCUGUUCGUGAAGGCGGGAAGUGAUGGAGAGAGCAUCGGGAACUGCCCCUUCUCCCAGAGGCUCUUCAUGAUCCUGUGGCUCAAAGGAGUCGUCUUCAACGUCACCACCGUGGACCUAAAGAGGAAGCCUGCAGACCUCCAGAACCUUGCCCCAGGCACUCACCCACCCUUUAUCACCUUCAACGGCGAGGUCAAGACUGAUGUCAACAAGAUUGAGGAGUUCCUUGAAGAUGUCCUCUGCCCACCCAAGUACAUCAAGCUUGGUGCAAGACACCCAGAGUCGAACACAGCUGGUAUGGACAUCUUCGCCAAGUUUUCAGCAUAUAUUAAGAACUCAAAACCAGAUGGAAAUGAAGCUCUGGAACGCGGACUUUUAAAGACACUGCAGAAGCUGGACGAGUAUCUUCGCUCACCGCUGCCUGAUGAGAUUGACCACAACAGCAUCGAGGACAUCAAGGUCUCCAACCGGAAAUUCUUGGAUGGUGAUGAAAUGACUCUGGCUGACUGUAACUUGCUGCCAAAGCUGCAUAUAGUCAAGGUUGUGACCAAAAAAUACAGAGGCUUCGACAUCCCCAAAGAGAUGACUGCCAUUUGGAAGUACCUGAACAACGCCUACACCCGUGAAGAGUUCACCAACACUUGCCCCAGUGACAAAGAAAUUGAAAUAGCUUACGGAGACGUAGCCAAGAGGCUGGUCAAAUAAGUUCCUCUGUCCUGAUCCCUUACCACCUGUAACCCCCCUUCAAUAAAGCCUACACCCCUUCUCCAGCACUGGGACUGAUGUGCUCAUUCAUGAGAAAGAAAAAAUUCUGGACUUCUUUUCGUUCUCUCCUCAUCUAGGGCAAAUCCAAAUGCAUGAACCCGUGCCAGCCUCCAGUUCCACGACAUUCUCAAAGACCUUUUAGUUGAUUAAGAAAUGGCCAACUUUGUUCCACCUGUGUUGCUUUUGUUUUUUAUUUUAAUGAACAUGAGGUGAUGAAGAAGCAGCCGCCAUGUAUCAGAGCUUAUCAAUGUUUGAAGCCACAUCACAACACUCUCUGAUAAGUGACCUUCAAGCCGACCUUCCCUGCAUGCAGACAGAAGGUCGUGAACUGUUCUUAAUUUUUUUUGUGUAUUUUCUCAAAUAGCUCUUUCUAGAAUUGUAUGAAACAAACACUGAGAAGCAUUAUUAUUAUUAGAGGCGUCAUAAACAGUGUUGAAGCUUCAGUGUUUAAGUGUUUUGGAGGUUUAAGAAGAAGCUAAUCCAAACCUGAGUGGUUGACAUAUCAAAUAAGAGAUGCUUUAUUUUAUUUUUAAAUGGUUUGAAAUAAAUCAAAAUAAGCAUAACUGCAGGAAACACUAUCUAGUAUCCAUGCUAAGAUUUCCUUACCGCCUCACAUAAACAAAACUCUUGUAGCUUAGCUCAGUAGAAAUGUAGAGAUUUUCCUGUACAGGCUGCAUAGAUAACAACUCAGGAGUAAUCUAGCCUGAGGUCUCAGAUAUUUUCAGUAUGUAGCUAACACAGACACAAGCAUUCAAAGGUGUACAGACCUAUGUUAAUCACAACAUAGUCAUAUGAAGUGAUCAUAAAAACACACUGAGCAUGAAUAGCUUACUGAGUCUUCUCUUAUAAAGUAUGAAGGAAAGUUUUCACUUGGUCAUCUUGACUGUAGCAGUAAUUUGGACUUGGAUCAAAAUGAGGUGCAUUAUUCCAAUCUCACUGUGGAUACAAUGACUCUGACUCUGUAAAGCACCACCAAAAGAAACCUCAUGUUCUCACUGUUCCUUCUCCAUAGCAUACAGAAUGAAGGACUUUAAUUUCCAGUCAGGCAUCAAGAAAUGUGACACUAAAAAUGAUUUUUAUAAAACGGAUCAAAAGGAGUAGCAUUUAGAUGCAUGCCAGGUCCUAUUUCACUUCAUCUUCAGUAUGUAGGUUGAUCUCUAAUGUAGUGAAUGUAUGUUACCAAACAGUAGCUCCAAAAGUGCUUUAGUGCAGAUAAAGCAAAACCUGUUUUUGAUUUCUGCAGAUUGCCAUGUUUUUGAUAUUUGUUAUAAAACAAAUUUGAUAAAAGGAAAUUGUAAAUAUUUUUUGUUUUGGUAGCUUUGGAUUCAAUGUGUAAAUUUUAUACAUUUCAUCAAAAUUGUGUGGAAAAUGGGCCAUUUCCUUCCUACUUGGACUCGGUUAUAGAUAAAACAUCUCCGCAUUGCCUUACUUGUUUUUCUCUGCACAGGAAGUUUUUUUAUUCGAUCAUUUCAUUAAAGCAUUGGUGUGUAAAGAGUAAAAACAUAUCCAAGUUAUGUCAUGGCUUUUUUUUUUAAAACAAUAUUGACUGAACUGAAAUAAACUUCUUAUUGGCACACUGA
This is a messenger RNA of Cheilinus undulatus (humphead wrasse), 2756 nucleotides long. RefSeq names its product chloride intracellular channel 4 (gene clic4). The transcript is spliced from 6 exons. The record is from RefSeq and is a predicted model, not a curated record. NCBI's taxonomy places the organism in Eukaryota, Metazoa, Chordata, Actinopteri, Labriformes, Labridae. Bases 358 to 1116 code for a protein of 252 amino acids.